AUGAAGAAGAUGUUCUCGUGCUCCAGCUCGCGCGUGGCGGAGCAGAGCUGGACCAAGCGGGACCAGAAGCUGCUGGAGGCCGUGGAGAGGGGCGACGUGGCCCGGGUGGCCGCGCUGGCCGCCCGCAGAGCGGCCCGGCCCGCCAAGCUCGACGCCGCGGGCCGCUCGGCGCUGCACCUGGCCGCCUCCAAGGGUCUCACCGCCUGCCUGACGCUGCUGCUGGCCCACGGGGCCCCCGUCGACGAGGGGGACGAGGACGGCAGCACCGCGCUGCACCUGGCCGCCAUCGCCUGCCAGCCCCAGUGCGUCAAGGUGCUGCUGCAGUACGGCGCCAACGGGGACUGCGUGGACGGGCAGAGCCGGACCCCGCUGCACUGGGCCGCCGCCUCGGGCUGCGCCUCCAGCGUGCUGCUGCUCUGCGACCACGAGGCCCUGCUGGACGCGGCCGACAGCCACGGGCAGACGCCGCUGAUGAUGGCCGCGCGGGGCAACCACGCUGCCGUCUGCGCCCAGCUGCUGCGGCGGGGGGCCGACCCCCACCUCGCCGACAAGGACAUGAAGACGGCGCUGACCCUGGCCCGCGAGAGCUGCAGCGCGGAGGCGGCCGAGCUGCUGCUGAGCCACGGGGCGACCGCGGCCCCGGCCGGCGGCUGCGAGGAGGAGGAGGAGGAGGAGGAGGAGGAGGAGGAGGAGGAAGGGGAGGAAGAGCGGCGGCGGGCCAGGCGCGCCGGGGUGGAGCAGGCGGUGCUGGCGCUCAGGGAGAGCAACGGGCAGCUGCUGGGCGAGCUGGCGCGGCUGGGCCGGCAGCGCGAGCGGCUGCGGGAGGAGCUGCGGGGGCUGCGGGAGGGCCGGGGGGGCGGCGGGGGCCGCGUGCUGCGGGAGCUGCACCGGGGCCUGGACCGGCUGGCGCGGGCGCAGCGCGAGGCCCUGCAGCUCGUGGCGCAGAUGGAGGGCGAGGACGGGGCGGCGGCGGGCGAGCGGCGGGCGCGGGCGGAGGCGGAGGCGCGGGCGGCCGCGCGGGAGCGGGAGGCGCGGGAGCUGCGGGCCGCGGCGCGGGGGCUGGAGAGCAGCGUGCAGCAGCUCAGCGCCAGGGCGGGCGAGCUGGCCAGGACCUGCCGGGACAAGGAGGACAAGAUCAAGGAGCUGCUGGCGGAGACGGAGAAGCUCUCGGCGGAGGUGCUGGCGGUCCGCAGCGAGAGCGCCCGGCUGCAGCUCCGGCUGGAGGUCCAGCAGAAAAACCACCGGGACGUCGUCGCCGUCUACCGGACCCACUUGCUCCAGGCCGCCCAGGGCUUCAUGGACGAGGCCGUGCACGCCACGCUGCUGCGGAUCCUGCGCGCGGGGCCCGAGGCCUGAGGCCGCCCCGAUGGGCCCCGAGGCCUGACGCCGCCCCGAUGGGCCCCCAUGCCAUUAAACGGGACG
Dromaius novaehollandiae (emu) is the source of this 1422-nucleotide messenger RNA. RefSeq names its product ankyrin repeat domain 35 (gene ANKRD35). The record is from RefSeq and is a predicted model, not a curated record. The transcript has 11 exons. Gene Ontology annotation, molecular function: protein binding. NCBI's taxonomy places the organism in Eukaryota, Metazoa, Chordata, Aves, Casuariiformes, Dromaiidae. Bases 1 to 1356 code for a protein of 451 amino acids.